UCCUGCAACACUGGAAAAGGAGGCGCUAUGUCCGCUGUAUGGAAGUAUUUUGAAGUGACCGAUGGUGACAAAACUAAAGCUAACUGCAAAUUAUGUUCAGCAAAGCUGUCACGAGGAGGAACGAAUUCAAGGACCUUUAACACAAGCAAUUUAAUAAAACAUCUAAAAAAUCAUCACUGUGCCGAGUACAGAGAGUUUUCUAGCAGCGGGAAACAGCACCAACCAACUCUGCAGCAAACCGUGGAAAAGCGGGAGAAGAUGUCGAGGGACAACGUGCGUGCAGUGAAAAUAACCGAGGCUCUUACCCAGUACAUUGCUCUCGAUGAUCAGCCGCUGUCUGUUGUUGACAACAUGGGAUUUCGACGCCUUCUUGCCGUUCUGGAGCCGAGGUAUGAGAUACCUAGCCGUCACCAUAUCACUGACACCGUGUUGCCAAAACUACAUGACUUUGUGAAGAGGCACAUCCACAACCUGUUACAAGACGUUGCAGCCGUUAGCUUCACAACUGAUAUCUGGACCAGCAGUGUUAGCCCCAUGUCCCUCAUCAGCUUAACUGCACAGUGGAUUGACGGAGAUUUUACAUCACAGAGAGUCGUCUUGCAUGCAAAACAAUUUAGGGGUUCGCACACUAGUCAAGCCAUCGCAGGUGUGUUUGAUGAUAUGCUUCAGAUAUGGAGGAUCCCUAAAACUUCUGUUCAUGUUGUGCUGCGUGAUAACGCCAAAAAUAUGAUAAAAGCCAUGAAUGACGCUGGACUCCCAAGCUUGCCAUGCGUCGCACACACUCUCCAGUUGGCGGUUCACGAAGGCCUGUUGGCACAGAGGAGUGUUUUGGAUGCUGUCUCAGUCGGACGGAAAAUAGUUGGACAUUUUAAACACUCUGCUUUAGCCUGCUCCCACUUGGAAGACAUUCAGGGGCAGCUCAACCAACCAAUUAAACGACUCCAACAGGAUGUGCAAACCCGCUGGAAUAGCACGUUCUAUAUGUUGCAGUCUCUCAUGGAGCAGAAGAGGGCUCUGGGAAUAUACGGGUCUGAACACCAGCUUCCCGACAAUCUCACCGCUCACCAGUGGGCGCUUUUGGAAAAGACUGUUUCUGUCCUGGCUCCAUUUGAGGAGUUGACGCGAAAAGUGAGUUCCUCAGAUUCAUUGGCAUCGGAUACCAUUCCUGCUGUGACUGUGCUUCUCAGACUCUUAAACAGAGAAACGGACGAGGAUCAUGGCAUCAAAACAAUGAAGGCCACCUUAGCUGCAGCUGUCAAGAGGCGCUUCAUUGACACAGAGAAAAACCCACUCUACUGCAUCUCUACUCUACUUGAUCCAAGAUACAAAGAUCGUUUUUUCUCAGACAUCAGUGGUGCUGCAGGGGCCAAGGAAAUGCUGAAGCUGGAGCUGCAGAGGAUGUCGAAAAGAGAGGCAGAGGAAGAACAUGGCGAGCCACCUCCCAGGAAGCCUCGCAAGGCACAACCCAGCAGCAGUCUGGACAGUGUGUUUGAAGAAAUAGCAGAUGAGCAAGAGUCAACAUCAGUGUGCUGUGCACCGGUGGGUGCUGCUAUUCAGUUGGAGACCUACCUUGGAGAAACCACAACUGCACGUGAAGAAAAUCCGCUACAGUACUGGGGGGUUAAUAAAGUGCGGUUCCCCGCUUUGGCUCAAGUAUCACAGAGAUACCUCUCAGCACCAUGCAGCAGUGUGGAAAGUGAGAGGCUUUUUAGCUCAGUGUCUCACAUUGUAGAUGAAAACCGGAAUAGGUUAACAGCUGACAAUACAGAAAAGCUACUUUUCAUUAAAAAAAAUCUGCCUCUCACUUUUUAAAAAGUGGCUUAGUCCUCACAGGCAAUAGUUACAGAAAAUGUCAUUUCAGUUGUUCUGCCACAGUUUUAUGUUGGUAUCGUUACAUUUAAGAGCUUCAGUAUGGUUGAGUUGAGUGAAAGGUUUGGCAACGCUGUUUUAAAACCUUGAAUUUUAAAAUGUGCCAGUUUUGUUACACUGAAAGCUAGAUCUUUGUUAUAUAAUGCACACAGUUGUAUUUGGGUAAAAUGUACCAAAAGAAAAUAAAAAAUGUUUCAUUCUUAGAUCUGUAAUGUCACUUAUUAGUAACUUGCCAGUACUCAGCAUUGGCAAGUUAACUUAAUAAAAAAGGAUGUCGUUUACUACAACCUAAUGAAACCUUACACAUUUAUAACGGCAAUAAUGACCAU
Messenger RNA from Melanotaenia boesemani (Boeseman's rainbowfish), 2198 nucleotides. RefSeq names its product zinc finger BED domain-containing protein 4-like. The transcript is spliced from 2 exons. Gene Ontology annotation, molecular function: protein dimerization activity; DNA binding. The record is from RefSeq and is a predicted model, not a curated record. Bases 28 to 1812 code for a protein of 594 amino acids. Lineage: Eukaryota; Metazoa; Chordata; Actinopteri; Atheriniformes; Melanotaeniidae.